Anopheles moucheti is the source of this 4836-nucleotide messenger RNA. Its product is annotated as inhibitor of growth protein 3-like. The transcript is spliced from 4 exons. The record is from RefSeq and is a predicted model, not a curated record. Gene Ontology annotation, biological process: regulation of DNA-templated transcription. Gene Ontology annotation, cellular component: NuA4 histone acetyltransferase complex. Lineage: Eukaryota; Metazoa; Arthropoda; Insecta; Diptera; Culicidae. The coding region runs from base 115 to 2604 and encodes 829 amino acids.
AAAGCAUUCUGUGAAUUUGCUGGGCAUAGUCUUUUCUCUGUAAACUCGGCAAAACUUGUGCGUCGAUUGAACAAUUGCUGGUAAAUUGAACGCAGUUCUGCGAACGGCUACAAUAUGUUAUAUCUCGAAGACUAUCUGGAGAUGAUCGAGCAUUUGCCGCAGGAAUUGCGCGACAGAUUCACCGAGAUGCGUGAGAUGGAUCUGAGCGUCCAAAACAAUACGGACGCGCUGGAUAAGCGUGUGCGCAUGCUGUUUCAGCAAUGUCGCCGCAGUGAAAUUUCAUCUCCGAUGGCGGACGUCGAGUUUGACUCGAUUCGCACCGACUACUACCGGGUGCUAGACGAUUCCGAUGAGAAAAUACAGCUGGCGGGCCAGAUGUACGAUCUGGUCGAGCGUUAUCUACGACGUCUCGAUACCGAGCUGGCCAAGUUCAAAUCUGAGCUGGAAGCAGACCAUAACGGUAUUACCGAGAUACUGGAGAAGCGUUCACUAGAGUUGGACAGCCUGACGAGCAAUGGCGGUACGAACCAGAAGGAAAAUCGCUUCUACGAUACACAAAACUCGCACGGUUCGGGCCAUGGCAGUCGCUCGGAUAACCGACACAAGCUGAAGACUGAAAAGCGCCGUUUCAGUGUGGCAACGGGCGUGCCGAUGUCAUCGAUGGAGAAACGUACAUUAGCCGGAUCAUCGAAGCCGCUGAACAAUAGCAGCAUGCGUCCCAACACACCCGCUGUCCUCGCUCCGGGAGGAGCUGUGGUGGGCAGUGUCGUUGGUGGUGUGGCGGGUGUCACAGGUAUUGGGACGGUGCCGAGCGGCAUAAACACCGUGGCCUGUGCCCAAUCAGUGCCGGUGAUGAAUGCAUCACCCAGCACGGCUACGGUGGCCGCCACCUACAAUCUGCAGACGUGCGGUGCUGGCAAUGCGAUCGUGGCCGCCGCCAGUCAAGCGAUCGCGCAGACGCAGCAGAUGCAACAGGGGCGACGGACAGCGAGCUUGAAGGCAUCAUAUGAAGCAAUCGGUGGUGUAGGAUCGCACGAGUUGCUGCUCAAUAGCGAGCUAGCCGGUGCGACUCACAAUGCCUUGCAAGCGGUCGAACGGGAGUCGACCGCAUUUUCGAACCAACGUCGUCAGCGGAAGAAAACCGUUGGUACGUCACUGGGUUGUAAUAAUAUGCGUAACAAUUCUACGAUGUUGGUAAAUGCAUCAUCUAUUGCUUCUAUUUUGUCCUCACCAUCGCCGAAUGUUCCCUCAAUUUCUAGCUCGCCUUCAUUAUCGUUAUCGUCUGUUCAAGUAAAUUCGACUCCAAUACAGCAGCAGCAACAACAACAGCAGCAGCAGCAACCACAGCAGCAAUCAUUUAUACAACAGCAUUCGCUCAAUCACCAAAUUCCAGUCCAAUCGCAGCAGUUACUAAUUCAUGCUAAUACACCCGUUACAUUGCAGCAUCAGCUGCAACCCGUUAUGCAGCAAAUUUCCCUUUCCCAAAACCAAACUCAAACAGGGGUAAAGCAGCAGCUUCUACCGGGCCAACAGCAGCAGCAGCAUCAAAUCAUGAAUCAACCGCACAAACCGGUGCAACUCGUGUCUGCCCAGCAUCGGAUGCCGCGGCAGUUGCAACCGCAACAGUUGCAGCAAUCCAUCCAGGCCCAGCAUCUUCAGCAGCAACAGCAGUUGCAGCGACCGCAGAUAAUCCAGCAGCAAUCGCAACAACUACACACGGUCCCUCACCAGCAGCUGUUGCAGGCCCAGUCGCAGCAAAAGCAACAGCAGCUGCAGCAGCACAAGCCAGUACAGCACGCAUCGUUCCAACAUCAAGCCGCAACACAACAACAGCCUCAUUUGGUGCAGCAGCAGGUAGUGCAGCACAUACAGCAGCUACCGGUGCAACAGCAGCAUCCACUGUUGGAUCACCAGCACAAAGAUUUGCAGUUACAGCAAACGAUGCAACAGCAGCUAUCGCAACAGCAGCAAUUGUCGCAGCAGCAACAGUCCCAGCAGUUGUUGCAACAGCAGCCGCAACAGGUGCUGCAACAGCAGCAGCGGCAGCUUAUUUUGCAACAGCAGCCUCAGCUACAGGUUACCCAGCAGCAACUGUUACAGCAACAGCAGCAACAGUUACAGUUGCAAAAUAAGCAGCAGCAGCAGCAGCUGUUGCAACAGCAUGCGGGACAGCAGGCCGUGCAAGUCCUUCCGCAAUCGAUGCACUCGCAGCAGCUACAGCAGCAGCAGCCAUUCUUGACCACCGUCACGCAACCGACGACCAGUGCUACGGUGGUGAACGUGUCCUCGUUUAUGAAUCCACUUAUCUCCCCUAAUCCCAGCCCGAGUACUAGUAACGCUAGCAACAACAACAGCACUAACAAUACCGAGCCGGCUGUGAAUCUCGACCAGACAGCGGAAGGUGAAUGGUUCGAUCCGAACGAACCACGAUACUGUCUCUGCAACCAAGUGUCGUACGGUGACAUGGUAGCAUGCGAUAAUGAAGAUUGUCCGUUCGAAUGGUUCCACUACCCAUGCGUUAAUAUUAGCUCGUCCCCGAAGGGCAAAUGGUACUGUCCGCAGUGCAGCAGCUCCAUGAAGCGACGUGCAUCGCGGAAAAAUUAAUGAACUCUGCGCGGAUGGCUCUGGCGUUCGUGUGUCGAGGAAAGGCAGUGCGACGGACAAUUGCAGUUGUUAGAAUUAAUUUAGUUGUACGGUUAAGCCCGUCGUAUCUGUGUAUUAAUUUGCGUGUGUGCCCAUGGACUUGAUGAUGUUGGACGUUGUGAUAGACUAACGUUAAUUACUAACAUCUUACAUGAUGAAUAACACUAACAUCAUGUGAUUUUUUUCUUCUGUUUCAGGUACUUGGUGUCGUUGGUGUGUUUAAUCGACGAGGAAAUGCACGGGAAAUGUUUAAAAUACUAACAUGUAUGUAGGAAUUUUUUAUCACUUUUUCUUCUUGAUUUCAUUAACGGUUGUCUGGCCGUAUUGCUUUAAAUUCUGCGGUAUACUAUAAUCGAGAUUUAAGCAAUACGGCCGGUUACUAAUGAAAUAGGAACAAAAUAAUUGUGAAUUUUAUUCUCUUAGUUCCAGAAAGACCUAAUAACGUGGCCGUGGUAAGCACUAAUGGAUCGUGCACUGCUUAGGCAGAUUGAGUGCUUGAAACGUUUCAACAAACGUUUGUAGCGUUUUGAUUUCCAACAUCAUUUCAAUACAUGACUUUGUUCAAAUUAGAAAUUCUGGUAUUCACUUUAUUGCAUAACUACUCAUACGACUAAUCAUGGAUAAUAUGGUGUUUAGAACGGUGUAUUUUUGCUUCCGCUGCACAGCAGAAGUAGAAAGCGACUGAUGGGUUUCUCACAGUAAUUGAAGGCGUGUUUUAAUGUCCAGCAAAGACUGUGAGAAGCAGUUUUACGUUUUGUGUAUUUCUCUGUUUUCAUAUUUAGGUAUGUGUUCAACAAAGAAAACAAAGUCUCUUUGUGGGGGGAAGGGUGAAACGGAACUCACACGGAUUAAGUUUUGGUACAAUAACUGACAUCGGGGUAUGGGAUGUAUGUAUGAACGGAACUAACAUGGAUUAAGUAAUGGUAAAAUAAUGAAUUGCACAAGUCUCAGUUACACAUGCGCAACCAUUAGUGGAAUUAAAUUGUAUAUAUGAAAGUAGUCUAGUUUAAAAAAAAUCGAUGUUAAAUGUGUAAAGCGGCAUUGGGAACCGAACAUUAUCCCACAAUUAGGUAAAACGUGUAAAAUUAAACUCGCUAAAUCUGGUUACUAUUGCAGCAAUUGAACCGAAAACAAAAAAGAAAUCAUGUAUGAAUGAAAUCGAAUGGUAGUGGGGUUGAAUGCAUGCGUAUGAAUGGACUACAGUGUGAAGAACAUAGCAUAGAAUGAAAUAAUUGUACAGAAAUUAAUGUCACUUUAUGUAAUAUUGGAUGUACGCAAGUGUUCUACCGCAAACAGAACAAAAAGGCCUAAAUGAAUGAUCCCUCCUCCAAGCAAAAAGGUGCAAAUUGCUUCACAGACAGCAGUUUUCGGGAGGGAAUGAAAGCUUUCAUAGCUAAUAAAAUGCAUUUUACGUGGUGUAAUAAAAUAAAACAGUAUCGUCUAGUAAUUUCUAAGACAUACGGCAAUUAACAAUGUAUUGAUUUCUUUUCAUUCAACAAUGCUACUUUAUUAGUAUAGUCACUGGGCAAUAUAUUGGAUUGUAUUUAAUGUAAUAUUGUAAUAAGCGAAAAAUAAAUAAACUAUUAAACUCGCAUGUCAUAAGGAGCAUGAAAUUAACUAAACAGUGUUUGAGAAUUGCAAAAUUUGUUUGUAGUGCCAGCACUAAACCAAAAUGAGCGGUUACACCUUGCGGGUGGAGAAACAGUUUUUAUUUCUUACAAUUGACUAGAUAAAUUCAUUCUUCUCAUUCCCCCCAAACCCCGAACAAUUAAUUUGGUUUUGCUAGUCAAUAUAACAAGCUUGGAAUUAAUUAAAUUGUGGUAGUUUCUGUCUACUUCUCGUUUUUAUUGGUCUAUUUUAAAUUUUUAUACAUCAACGGCUGCUAACGUGUCGUGUUCUCAGUGGAAAAUCUUGAUUCGCAUUUUUCCACCCAGUCAUUUGUUUUGGGGAUUGGAUCGAGCACAAAUGUGUUCGUUCAACUUUCAUAGAUAAAAACCACUUACUUCAUCGAAUACAAAUUUUGCAAUUUUUUUUUGAAUGCAACCUUUAAAAACCGUGGCGCGCUGUACUGGGGAUUUUUACUGCUUCAAUAUAUGGGAAAUAUACAUAUACACACGAAAUGUAAUUAACAUUCUUGAACAAAGGGAAUCAAACCAACAAUGGGAACGCAUGAAUUACGAAUAGACUGUCAUU